CCUUCGCCUCUGAGAGGAGAGCCAAAUGAGCUCCCACACUCUGAGUGAGCUGAUCCUGAGGAAAUGGCAGAGGCUGGCGAGCAAGGGGAGGAGGAAGAGGAGCAAGGGGCACUUUGUGGUGUAUGCCAAGGAAGGGAAGAGGUUUAUGGUUCCUUUGAAGUACUUGGAACACCCCAUAUUUCAGGUGCUGCUGGAGAUGGCAGAGGAGGAGUUCGGGACGGCCAGUGAUGGGCCACUGAGGGUGCCCUGCGAGGAGAAGCUGAUGGAGCACAUCGUCUCUCUCUUGAAGGCAGCUCGACCGGGCAAGGAUGCGGUGCAGAGGAGCUUCCUUUUCUUCCCUUCCCUUCGGAAUAAUGUCCUCAACAAUGGUUGUCAAAGUGGCAUUACAGUAAUCUAAACUUCAUCUUGGAUGCUACUAGUAAUAAGAUUAGAUGUUUUGUACAAUCUUCUUCGCUUGUAAAUCUAUCUGCAGGAAGAGAAGGAUGAAGAAACUGUUGGAUU
Messenger RNA from Musa acuminata AAA Group (dessert banana), 501 nucleotides. RefSeq names its product indole-3-acetic acid-induced protein ARG7-like. Gene Ontology annotation, biological process: response to auxin. The transcript has a single exon. The record is from RefSeq and is a predicted model, not a curated record. NCBI's taxonomy places the organism in Eukaryota, Viridiplantae, Streptophyta, Magnoliopsida, Zingiberales, Musaceae. The coding region runs from base 26 to 397 and encodes 123 amino acids.